AUGGCUUCCUCCAAAUAUGCCUACUGGGCUUUUGCUGCCGCCGGCCCGUUGGUCCUCUACUGCCUUUUCGUCGGGCUGCUCAUGAUUCCGUUCGUCCAAAGACAUACCCCGGACGGAGAGAGCAUCUAUGCCUGGCAUGUCCUCCCGCUGCCUGUCUAUGCCAAGAAUGAGGACCUCCUGAUCAAGCAGCCCUCUGCGCGGACCCAGGAUUUCGUCAAGACAGAAGCCUUCAAGUUGCUCAAGGACGAUCCCCAAUCUCGGCUGAUUCUGUACCUUCAUGGGAACGCAGGCCACAUCACACAAGGCGUCCGGGCUGCGAGCUACCAUGUUCUGACAGACACUUCCUCGUAUCAUAUCAUCGCGAUCGACUAUCGCGGCUUCGGCCACAGCACCGGCUCGCCAACCGAGCAGGGCCUCAUUACAGAUGCCUCCGCUCUUGUCGACUUCGCUAUCAACGUUGCCGGAAUUCCCGCGUCACGCAUCGUUCUCCUAGGACAGAGUCUCGGCACCGCUAUCACCUCAGGAGUCGCCGAGCGUUAUGCGGCCACGGGGGUGGACUUUGCCGGCGUCGUCCUUGUGUCCGGCUUUAGUUCAAUGCCCACCAUGCUUGCAGGAUAUGCCAUCGCCGGCUAUGUGCCCGUCCUGAGACCACUCAAAAUCAUCCCACCUCUGCUGAGGUGGAUAUUAGGGUUCAUAGUCGACAAGUGGCAAUCGGUUGAUCGCCUAGCGUCUUUGACUAAAUCGGUCAAAGAACGACGAGGCAGGUUACGGCUGUCUCUCAUCCAUGGCGCGAACGAUUGGGACAUUCCAUGCCACGAGAGCGAUAGACUGUUCGCUGCGGCUGCAAACGCCACCGUCGAUGGCGGUCUGGACCCGCAAGACUUGAUAGAAAUGAAAGAUGAGCGGACCGUGUGGAAGGGCGACAAGUACUUUAAGGCGACUUGGACAGCUGAACCAGACAUUGUCAUCACACACGAGCAGUUUCCAUACGGUGGUGAGUAG
Messenger RNA from Phaeoacremonium minimum UCRPA7, 1002 nucleotides. Its product is annotated as putative abhydrolase domain-containing protein. Lineage: Eukaryota; Fungi; Ascomycota; Sordariomycetes; Togniniales; Togniniaceae. The record is from RefSeq and is a predicted model, not a curated record. The transcript is spliced from 3 exons. The coding region runs from base 1 to 1002 and encodes 333 amino acids.